AUGAUCUAAUAAAAGCUUAUUAAAAUUUUUCGAUACUACCUUAGAAAGAAAAAAAUCUAUGAAGUUCUUUCAAAGAAUACAUUGGCAAUUGGAAGCAAAGAAAGUAAAAAUAACCAAAUAAAAAUUAAAUAAUGUGAAAACUAGACCUAUUAGAAAAAAAGAAAAGUCAGAUAGAAUUGA
This is a messenger RNA of Paramecium pentaurelia, 180 nucleotides long. The record is from the annotation of a GenBank genome assembly. NCBI's taxonomy places the organism in Eukaryota, Ciliophora, Oligohymenophorea, Peniculida, Parameciidae.